This is a messenger RNA of Lithohypha guttulata, 1173 nucleotides long. Its product is annotated as proline dehydrogenase. Bases 1 to 1173 code for a protein of 390 amino acids. Gene Ontology annotation, cellular component: mitochondrion. Gene Ontology annotation, molecular function: proline dehydrogenase activity; FAD binding. The transcript has a single exon. The record is from RefSeq and is a predicted model, not a curated record. Lineage: Eukaryota; Fungi; Ascomycota; Eurotiomycetes; Chaetothyriales; Trichomeriaceae.
AUGAAAUACCUGACGACCUCGAAAAGCCGAUUCCUCAACCCUGACCACAACCGCGUACUUCACGCCUUGCUGAAACAUACUUUUUAUGUCCAGUUCUGUGCUGGAGAGACGCCCGUGGAGGUUCGAAGAACGAUUCAGAGUCUGAAACAUAUCGGGUACAAAGGGGUAGUGCUUUGUCAUGCUAGAGAAGUUGUGCUGUCCAAAGAAGAAAUGACAGCACUUGGUGCACCUUCGGAGUCAUCGGAACACCAGGAGCGCGAUACAGGAGAAAUCACUAGGUGGCGCGACGAUGUAUUAGAGACUGUCAAUUUGACCCAAGAGGGUGAUUUUGUGGCUCUGAAAUUCACAGGCGCAGGACGUCAGGCACUACAGCACCUUCGAGCAACCACUCCAUGCGCCCCAGCCCUUCGCGACGCAGUGCAUGAUAUUUGCAAGCUGGCUCAAAAACGAGGCGUCUCACUCAUGUUUGAUGCCGAAUAUGCCUGGCUACAGGAUGGAAUUGACAAUUGGACCAUGUACUAUAUGAAGCAUUACAACAAGGAAAGAGCAGUAGUUUAUGGCACGUACCAAGCGUACGCUAAACGAGCUCCGGGACUGCUUGCUCGACACCUGGCUGAAGCUCAAAAGAAUGAUUUUGUGCUUGGUGUCAAACUAGUCAGAGGGGCUUAUAUGGGUUCUGAUCCUAGGGAACUUUUCUGGGAUUCCAUUGAAGACACCCACAAAUGCUAUGACAAUCUCGCAGCUUGUGUCAUGAGGAGGAAGUACGACGGUCUCUUACAAGCCGCGGAGGGUCAGUCGCCCGAGUUCCCUAGAGUCGAGCUCAUGCUGGCCUCCCAUAACCAUGAGUCUGUCCGCAAAGCCCAAGCUAUACGAGAUCAGCAAGCAAAGUCAGGAGAGGAGAGGAUACGGAUGACCUACGGUCAAUUGAUGGGCAUGGCCGACCAUGUUUCCUGUGAGAUAGUCCAGCAAGCCAACACUCGAGGAACCGACAUCACGCCUACAACGGAGAUACCACACGGUGUGAAAUACUUGACCUGGGGCAGUCUAGGGAUUACCAUGAAAUAUCUGCUGCGACGGGCUUACGAGAACCAGGAUGCCGUAUCUAGGACUAUCGAUGCUCGGAAGGCGUUAGGCAGAGAGAUCGCUGUGCGCUUGGGACUUGCGCGAGCAUGA